Molecule: messenger RNA, 558 nt
Organism: Phytophthora sojae
Lineage: Eukaryota; Oomycota; Peronosporomycetes; Peronosporales; Peronosporaceae
Exons: 2
Coding region: 1-558 (185 amino acids)
Cellular component (GO): HslUV protease complex; proteasome core complex
Molecular function (GO): threonine-type endopeptidase activity
Source: RefSeq, a predicted model, not a curated record
AUGCACGGCACGACGAUCCUGUGCGUCCGCAAGGGAGGCAAAGUGUGCCUGAUCGGAGACGGCCAGGUGUCGCUGGGCCACACGGUGGUCAAGCCCAACGCCAAGAAGGUGCGUCGCAUCGGUGAGCACAUCGUGGCGGGCUUUGCCGGCUCCACGGCCGACGCCUUCACGCUCAUGGAGCGCCUGGAGGCCAAGCUGGACGAGUACCCGGGCCAGCUGACCCGCUCGUGCGUGGAGCUGGCCAAGGCCUGGCGGACGGACAAGUACCUGCGUCGCCUGGAGGCCAUUUUGAUCGUCUCGGACCUCAAGCAGUCGUACACGCUGACGGGCAACGGAGACGUGCUGGAGCCCCACGACGGCAUCAUCGGCAUCGGCUCGGGAGGCACCUACGCUCUAGCUGCUGCUCGUGCGCUGAUCGACCAGGACCUGGACGCCGAGACGAUCGCGCGCAAGUCCAUGAAGAUCGCCGCGGAGAUCUGCGUUUACACGAACGACAACUUUGUUGUGGAGAUGCUCGAGGAGGGAAAGGAUGACGUUGUGGAGGACAAGAAGGAGUAA